This is a messenger RNA of Chaetomium strumarium, 1478 nucleotides long. Its product is annotated as putative Maleylacetate reductase. NCBI's taxonomy places the organism in Eukaryota, Fungi, Ascomycota, Sordariomycetes, Sordariales, Chaetomiaceae. The transcript is spliced from 2 exons. The record is from RefSeq and is a predicted model, not a curated record. Gene Ontology annotation, cellular component: mitochondrion. The coding region runs from base 192 to 1397 and encodes 401 amino acids. Gene Ontology annotation, molecular function: alcohol dehydrogenase (NAD+) activity; metal ion binding.
UGAGGCUCGAUUACUCGUAUUAUCCUACAUAUUUAUUGGGGUUUCUCGUCUCUCUCUCGCAUCAUGAUUGACGGGAGAAACGACGUGGAAUCCAGAUCCAAUCCAGAUCCAGCCUACCUGUUACACGAACCCCCAGGUCCCCUACCCAGAUCCCUGAACAAUCUCUCCAUCCUACCAUUCCCAAAGGAAACAUGUCGCAUGGAAGCCGACUCGUCCCGUGCAGCGACGGAUCGCCGCUAUUCGGGGCGUGGAUGCCCCAUGCACACCUGAAGCAGCUGUACUACGGCCCUUCCUGCGUGGAGCAGCAUUUGCUCCGAACCUUGCCGUGUCCCGGCUCCCGGGUUUUUAUCGUCACCAGUCAGUCGCUCGCGACCAAGACGCCGCUCAUUCGCCAGCUCGAGACGCUCUUGGGCGAGCACCACGCGGGAACGUUCGCCGGCAUCCGACAGCACGGCGAGGCGGUGGGCGUGGACCAGGCCUUUGCCGCGGUGGUCUCGGCCCAUCCGGCCAUCGACACGAUCCUCUCGGUCGGCGGCGGCUCGGCCAUCGACGCAGCCAAGGUGGUGUCGUUCCGCAUCAGUCAGCAGCGCGGGGGCGUCUUCCUCACCCAUCUCGCCAUCCCCACCACGCUUAGCGCGGCCGAGUGCACCCCUGGUGGCGGCUUCACCCGCCCGGACGGCACGAAAGAGGGCUUCAUGGCGGCGGGCAUGGGCGUGAGCGCCAUCUUCUACGACCCUGCCUUCGCGCGAUACACGCCGCGCAGGCUGCUGCUCGGAAGUGGCAUGCGGGCCGUCGACCACGCCGUCGAAUCUGUCUACCACCCGAACGCGUCCCUCGUGCCCUGGAAAGCCAUGGCGUGCUGGGCACUCGGUGUGCUGUUUCAGUAUCUGCCGCAGGUUGCUGACCAUUUUGACAACGACCCGCAGCAGCACGGGGGGGGGAUGGAUGAUGACGCGCUCACCAUGCUGAUGCUCGCGUCAUUCGCCAGCUCCGGCUUCCGCGGUACCAACUUUGCCGGCGGCAUGGGCUUGUCCCACAGCUUGGGCCAUGCCCUGGGCAGCCCGUACGGCAUUCCCCAUGGAGAAACGAGCUGCCUAACGCUUGCCCCUGUCAUCCGACUUCUCGCGUCGGAACGGCCACCAGCCGCAUCUCAAAUCAGUCGCUUCCUGCUGCCGGCGAUUGGUCGACAACCGACAGGGGACGCCGUCCACGAUUCCGCCGACUUUGCCGCAAGCUUGGACGAGCUUGUCUUGCGUCUGGGCUUGCAGCAGCCGUCGCUGUCCGAUCGCGGCGUCGGCCGAGACCAGAUCCCGAUUAUCGUCGAGCGAGCCGUGAAAGGCCCGGAGGAGAAGGAGUUGCGAGCCGCGGUCCGACGCCUGGUUGAGGCACUGUUCUGACCGCUCUUGUCUGGGUUGUCUCUGUCAGGUGGAAGCUGGGGCAUUUGGGAGUCGGGACGCGCGCAGCCAGGUGGGCGCCAA